CAGUGAUUUUGAAGGUCACUGGUAGGACGUUUUCAAUUGCUAACGUGGUCACUGGUUUGAAGUUUGAAUACCAUAGUAAGUUAUCCUGCAGUGUUGUACUUCGUUAUGGCUACUAUAUUCCCGGUUUUUCUGACUUCAUAUUCUCCAUUAAGGUCCUUAUUCUAAAUCAUUCAUCGCUCUGGUUUCUGUUAGUCACUUUGAAUGCCUUAAGAAUCUUGCAUUCACGAUCAAGUAAUUUACCAAUUAUCAUAUUGAUUGAUAUUUAGUUUGGAGGGGAAAUAUGAACUAUCAUAAGUUCUUAUCCUGGUCACUUUCUACUUUGAGAUGUGAUUGUUGUUAAUUUAAUGGUCAUUGCUUGCUCACAAUUAUGUAGCUAUAGCUACAUCAUUACAUAUAAUGAUUUGUUCGCGGAUUCGUUCUUCGAAAUAUUCUAUAGUCCUGUUUCUGUAUUCAAAACAAAAUUUAAACUGUUCAACGAUUAUAAAGUGGAAAUAUAAUCAAGUGUUUGAGAUAUGGGUAAUUCCUGACUUGCCUUCAUAUUUGGAUUAAUAAGGAAAAACAAAAUGCAUUAAUUGAUAGUUUUAUAGCUACUCUGAAUAUUAUAUCGUCGUUUAUUUCAGGACAGUUCAUCGUCACUGUCACUACCUGGCAUAAUAAUAACCCAUAAUGUAUUACAAAGGAAAUCUUUGUUAGGAUUUACCUAGAGCACUCACAAUAUUAGUUAUCUGAAUGUUAACUGGGUUCUACUCAUAAGUGAGUUAAAACUGACCGAGGCAUUACACAUUAAAGUUCAUCUGUGGUAUCGUAACUGCAUCCGUAGCCGGUCAGGAGUUCAUGGGAUGCUUAGUCAGCUCUGUCAAAUCACACUCUUAGAGUUAAGUCUAAGUAGUCUUUAUCAUUCAGCGGUCUGUUAUUUGGUAAUAAACGUCACUAUCAAUUUCUUGGUUACUAUAUUAAAUUGUCGGCACAAAGUAUGCAACAAUGCAUUGCAUGCUUGUCUUAUAUCCAUUUGGCCUGUGAAUGUCCAAAGAAUAAUGUAUGAGUUUUCUAAAAGUGAUGAGCUGUCAUUUAUGUCUAUCUAAUAACCAGUUUUGCUCUUAUGGAUUUCUUUCGAACAUAAUACGUUUGGUACUUGGUUUCAACUCCCAUUACCUUUGUUUCUACAAAGUACAGACAAGAAAAAAAGUAUUGUAAACGCUACAAUAGUUCCUGCAGAUGUUUUUUUAGUAAUUAUUUUCUUGAAUAUUUUGUAAAUAUAUAAAAGCACAUGAGUUGGUGGUAACCUAGAUCUCAUCAUCUGACGGCAAACAUUUACUCCAUAAAAUACAGAAAGGUGACCACUUUUCCUCAGAUACUCAACAUCUAAAGCUAUCUUACCUUCUCACAACGGAAGGAGGCAUCAGGAAAGUCAACUAUGGAAAUAAAACACUACCUUGCCUCACGGAUUCCCAAAAUAGACAAACAUCCUUGAAAAGUAUGGAGCUAGCACUUCUAAAACUACUCACUAAAAGAUCGUGUUUGACUAGCUCCAAUCAUUUACUGCUUAAGUAAUUGAAAUCACGCCUUCAAGUUAUUAACGUCAAUAAAAAACUCGAUUUCCGUAUCAGGUCCCUCCAAAGGAGUGUCUUCUUUUGGUAUGGAGUGACAACAACUAAUAAAUUGUAAUAGUUAUAUUUUUGGUCAACAUUUGUCAGCGCAUACUCUUAUUUUGUCUCUCAGAAAGCAGAUCUAUCCAGGAAAAGUAUCUACAAACAUUUUAAUUCCAGGCGUGUUAAAUAAGUUUUCACUAUGCAAGUAGAGUAUAAAUUUGAUGUGGAUUAUGCAAAAAGUAACAGAUCUAAGUGCAAUAAAUGCAGAGUUGAAAUCGACCAAAAUUCUCUGCGUAUCGCCAUGCUAGUACAAGCACCGAAUUUCGACGGGAAAAUCCCCAGAUGGUUUCAUUACGAUUGUUUCUGGAAAUCGAAAGCGCAUGUUGAGAGUACUGCUGAGAUUAAACAUUUCGAUUCCAUUCGUUGGGAAGAUCAAGAAAAAAUUAGAUCUGCAAUCAAUAGUGAAAUCGGUUCUUUAAAGCCAACCAAAACCCGUAAAUUCACUGUGAAGUUAUCAGAUGGGGAUUUAUCGUGUACUCAUUGCCAGAAACCGCUAAAGCAUGAACGUCAUACAGUAUGUGAAUCUGGGAAAAAGCCAACAUUCAUGUGUCACCUAUCCUGUUUUCUUAAAAGUAAUGAGUGUCCAGAGGAUAUUUCACAACUGAUAGGUUUUCGUAAAUUAUCGACUGUCGAUCAGGAUGCAGUUGUUUUGGCAUUUCGUGAAAACUCAAAGGAAAAUCGUAAACGUCCUGGACAGCAAACUGAACAAGAUUCAAAAUUGAAAAAGCCUAAAUUAAAUGGAGAUGUUGAACAGGAUGAAUUACGUAAACAAAAUAAAUUAUUAUGGAGUUUAAGAGAUAAACUAGAAAGUCAAGUAUCCAAAGAGGCGCUAAUUGGUUUAUUGGAGUACAAUAAACAACAUGUUCCAUCUGGAUUAUCUCGUCUAUUAGAUGCAGUUGCUGACGCUAUGAUAUUCGGUGCUUUACCAUAUUGUCCUAGUUGUAAAAAUGGACCAUUACAUUAUAGUAAUGGACAGUUUAAAUGUAGUGCUAUGGCAACUGAAUGGGUUCAAUGCCUUUAUUAUACACGGACACCUGAUCGAAGAAAGUUUAAAAUACCUGAGGAAUAUCAUGAUGUUGAUUUUCUAAAAAAUUACAAAUAUGUUAAGCGUACACGAUUAUUUCCACCUGAUUCAGUGUCUGAUGUUACUGGUCCAUUAACUGGCCUGUUUUUCUACAUUACAAAUGGACCGUUCGACAGCGGAAAAACAAAAGAACAAUUAAUACGUGAAUUGGCCAAUCUAGGUGGUGCUAUUAUGAGUAAACUCAGUGUUAAUUCAAUUGUUGUCUCCACAUUGAACGAAUUGGAACAAAUUCAAAGUGAUAAUAAUGAUACGAAUAAAACUUACUCGAAAGAAGCACUGACAACUGCACGUUCUUAUGGUUUACGUGUCAUUAAUGAACAAUUCUUAUCAGAAUUCAAUCCUAACAGUUUGGACUCUAAAAAAUUGGAAUCGAAAAUCCAGCAACUCUUAGCCAAAUAUACAAUAUCCAAUUGGGAGGUGAAGGCUCGUGCAUUAAAAGUUGAGAAAGAGGUGAAGAAUUUACUUUUGAAUGAUGAUAACGGUGAACAAGAAAUGAUGCGAAUGAUAAUGAAGAAUGGUGCAGUGGUUGAUCCUCAAUCAGAACUGGUCAAUAAAGCCACAGUAUUGAAAGAUGAGAAGGGAGAAUUCAUGACUGCUGUACUCGGUAUGGUUGAUUUAAUCAAAGGUUCCAAUUCAUUUUACAAGCUUCAAGCGCUUCAGUCUGAUAAAUCAUCACGUUGUUGGGUAUUUCGCGCAUGGGGUCGUAUUGGUACAUCGAUUGGUGGCACUAAAAUUGAAUCGUUUCCUAAUGCCACUUCAGCUCGUUCAACAUUCAAAGAUAUUUAUUUUGAAAAAACUGGAAAUGAAUGGGAGGAUCGUAAAAACUUUCGUAAAAUGCCACACAAAUUCUAUGAGUUAGAAUUAGAUUAUAACUCUUCAAAGAAGAAUGAAAUUCAAACUAUCAGUAAUAUACCAUGUAAACUACACCCGGCUCUACAAUCGCUCUUAAAAUUUAUUUGUGAUGUUAAAUCUAUGGAAAAAACAAUGGCGGAAUUUGAACUUGAUCUAAGAAAAAUGCCUCUGGGUAAACUGUCUAGUAAUCAAAUUCAUGAAGCUUAUGAUGUAUUGAAUUCUCUCAGUAAACUUGUUAGUUCACGUCCUUCUACUAAACAACAAUCUCAAACAUUGGAUCGAACACAAAUACUAAGUGAAUCUACACGUUUCUAUACAUUGAUCCCGCAUGAUUUCGGUUUCAAAACACCACCCAUGUUAGAUAAUAAGAAAAUUAUUACCAAGAAAAUACGCAUGUUAGAAGAUCUGUUAGAAAUUGAAUUAGCUUAUAAAAUGCUACAAACUAAAGGAGAUUCUAAACGUAAUCCAUUGGAAGAGCAUUAUGAACAGUUGCAUACUAAAUUAGAGCCUUUAGAUAGUAAUUGUGAAGAUUAUAAAUUGAUUUUGGAUUAUGUACGCGAAACUCAUGGCGCUACACAUACACAAUAUACACUUGAAGUAUUAAAUAUCUUUGAAGUACAUCGUGAUGGAGAGGAUAGUCGUUUUGCCAAGUGUAAAAUUGCUCAACAUAAUAAACAGUUGUUAUGGCAUGGUUCACGUCAAACAAAUUGGAUGGGUAUAUUAUCUCAAGGUUUACGAAUUGCACCGCCUGAUGCUCCAGUUACUGGUUAUAUGUUUGGCAAAGGUAUUUAUUUCGCUGAUAUUGUCAGUAAAUCAGCUAAUUACUGUUUUACGACACAAUCUCAACCGGAAGGACUCCUACUAUUAUGUGAAGUUAUCCUAGGUGAUAUGAAUGAAUGUUUACAAGCGGACGCGAGUGACUUACCAUUAAACUAUCAUAGUCGUAAAGGCAUUGGGUCAGUUACUCCGGAUCCGUCGACAUUUUACACCAAUAAAGAUGGUGUUGUUUAUCCUAUUGGUAAACCGAUUGAUUCAAAUGUAGCAAAUACCACUUUGUGUUAUAAUGAAUACAUUGUAUACCAUGUAUCACAAGUGAAACAAAAAUAUUUAGUUCGAGUGAAAUUUCAUUACAAAUGAACAACAAAAACGGAACUAGUUAACGAGAUUGGGUUUUUUUUUCUGUUCACAGCUAAAAAUUGUCAUCUCAAUUACUCUAUUACUUAUAUCAAUCAUUUUGCUCAUGGUGUAUGUACGUGGUCAUUGAUUAAUCUCGGUGCGUUUAUUACAUAAAAUCAAUUUUAUUAUUCUCCGGUGUUUGGAUCAUUCAGAGUAUUCUUUUCAUUUAUUUUCUGUUGCAUUUAAGACCAACCGUUUUAUUAUUAUUUUCAUUAUUAUUAUUAUUAUCUAUAGAGCUUAAAAUAUAUACAUUCGUAUCAUUCAUUUGAACUCCUGAGAUCAUUUUACAGAGUCAAUAAAUCAAUCAAAUACGUUCA
This is a messenger RNA of Schistosoma margrebowiei, 5078 nucleotides long. Lineage: Eukaryota; Metazoa; Platyhelminthes; Trematoda; Strigeidida; Schistosomatidae. The record is from the annotation of a GenBank genome assembly.